CUUGCCCGUCUUAACGAUACACAUUGUUUACAUGGCAACGGCCUGGAUGUAUGCGGCAGGCGAUGAUGCUCCGUUUAGCCUGCUGGCGAACUAGAUGAAAUUAAGGGAACGUUUUAAGUAUAAAUUAUAAGUGCUUUCAUCUAUGCUAGUGCGUACGUUUGCUGCGUGGUUGCCUGAAACACGGUUAUCGACAUGCUAGCUAACUAAUAUGGUCUGCGGUUUAUAGGAUAGACUCUGCAUUACAAUUUAACAUUUAAGGAUGUCGUCGUAUAUCACACCGUCCCACUGUUUGCAAAAAUCGCAGCAGACCGAGGAUGAGCGAUUCUACACGAGAUGCAGGGCCGCGUACGUGGCGGUGUUUAAGUCCAGUCUAGCAAACAUACAAAGCAAGGAGCAACUGUGCAUAGUUUUGCAACAGGCCGGGCUGAAUCCGUCUCUGAAAACUCUGGGUGCGUACUGGACCCCGGGUACAGUCAAACUUAACUUUGACGACUUCUGCGAAAUACUUAAAAAAGAGAAACAAAUUGACCAAACUGAGGUGCUGAAGGCUUUCAGAAAGAUGGAUCCAGAUGGUAGCGGAUAUAUUUCACACGGCGAUCUCUACAGAGUCCUCACUUCAACCGGAGAAAAGAUGAGUCCAGAGGAAGUAAACAGCAUCUUUUCCAUAAUGGAAAUUAACCGGGAUGGAAAGCUGGACUACAACGAGUUCUGCAGGCUCUUGGUGUUCGUCACCGAGGAGUGUCAGACCACGGACCUUCAGAGACUGGAAGCCGAUGGCAGACAGAAGAGGCAGAAUUUCGGCAAUGAUUCAGAGAGCUCUCCCCAGAGGCCUGCCACACAGUCCGGCCCUGUGGCUUCAGAGAGCUCUCCCCAGAGGCCUGCCACACAGCCCGGCCCUGUGGCUUCAGAGAGCUCUCCCCAGAGGCCUGCCAUACAGCCCGGCCCUGUGAUUUCAGAGACCUCUCUCCAGAGGCCUGCCACACAGCCUGUUCCUGUGGCUUCAGAGAGCUCUCUCCAGAGGCCUGCCACACAGCCUGGCCCUGUGGCUUCAGAGAGCUCUCUCCAGAGGCCUGCCACACAGCCUGGCCCUGUGGCUUCAGAGAGCUCUCUCCAGAGGCCUGCCACACAGCCUGGCCCUGUGGCUUCAGAGAGCUCUCUCCAGAGGCCUGCCACACAGCCUGGCCCUGUGGCUUCAGAGAGCUCUCUCCAGAGGCCUGCCACACAGCCUGGCCCUGUGGCUUCAGAGAGCUCUCUCCAGAGGCCUUCCACACAGCCCGGCCCCGCGGCUUCAGAGAGCACCCUGAAAACAGAGCUGGACACCACUCCGAGGAAAGAAAACAGGUCCCCCGCUUGGCCCUCCUCCGCCCGCAGCCGGAGAUCAUCCACGUCAGGAGCCGGUGGGACGAGAAGCAGCAAACUGCUGGAGCCCCGCUCGCUGCAGGACUGGCAUCACAUCAGUUUGAAAGGUUGCUUCCACCUGGAGGACAAUGGAGAGAUUGUGUCCCUGCAAUACCGUCUGCACCUUGCCCAGCCGACGGCCGUCUUCCUCACCGUACAGCCAAUGAACCUCUGUCCGGUGGACGACAAACCCUCAUCUUGGAUGAACGUCGACACUGCGCUGUUCCUUGUGAACGAAGGCUUUAACGUCGUCUGUUGUACGGAGUUGCACGAUAAAGAGAAAUUUGGCUGGAAGGGAGAGCUGAACGCCGGCACGUACUAUAUAAUACCGUUUACCACGGGUUGCAGACUGAGAAAGAGCAGGCAGCCAGUGACAAAGGCUGCCCAACUGGUAUAUCGCACCGAAACCGGGGAGCUGGCUCUCACUAAGGAGUUCAGAGCUGCCCUCUCAGACAUAUUUGAGGUCAUCGACCUGGAUGGCAACGGGCUGCUCAGCUUGGAGGAAUACAAUUUCUUUGAGCAGAGGAGCAGCGGCGAGAAAUGCGACGGGGAUGCUUGGGCCGUCUGCAAAGAGAACUUUGACACCAGGAAGAACCAGCUGACACGCCAGGGCUUCAUGGAGCUCAGCUUGAUGGAGGCGAACGACCGCGAGGGCGACCCCAGUGACUUAUGGGUAACCCUGGAGUCCAUGGGCUAUAACAGAGCUUUGGAGAUGGUGGAGGCGUGUCCUUUCGUGGUCAAUGUGUACGCUGAGGCCUCCAAGCCCACCAUGCAGCCCGUCAGCCUGGAGUCGCCCGGCAGGGCGCUGCACGCCGCAGUGUGCGAGUCUGUCAUCGCUAAAGGGCAGGCCAGGCCGCUGAAGAGCCACAGUGACGUGCUCGUCCACACCUACAGGAGCGAAGCCAGGAUCUCCUCCGUCAUCGACAACAAGUCUGCAGAGAAGGUGACCGUCUACGUAAACAACGAGCAGAGUAAGAACUGCUGUGGCAGCAGGGGCUUAAGCAUGUUUGCUGUGGAAGUCCCCCCCAGAAGCAAAGUGGUCUGUCAGCACAUUGUUCCUGUCAAUGAGAAGCAGGAGUGGAUCUACAGCUGUGUGGAAAGCAUCUUAACCUGAGCUGCAGACUCUCACCGUCCAUGUGGGACGACGAGCUGCCAUUAAUGAGGCAGUAGCAAUACCUUCCCAAAGGCCCUGGGACACACUGGCAUCUAGUGUAGGCCAGGCCCACAACCAUGCCCUGGAGUGGUGGGUGUGAAACGGAGGAAAGGGAUGAGUAGCUAGCAGUUUGUUUCUGUGUGUGUGUGUGUGUGUGUGUGUGUGUGUGUGUGUGUGUGUGUGUGUGGGGGGGGGGGGGGAUUAGGUUUAUAUUACAUUGUGGAGACCAUUUUUCAUCUCUCCAUCUGUUUCAGUCAUUUAUCUUGUCUACAUUUUGACUUAUUUAGCAGACACUUCCAGCCAAAGUGACACAGUUAAGAAGGUAGAGUUGGACAGAAAUGGGGGAGGUGGGGGGCUGUGGUUAUGGGCCUUGCAGGUGAAAUCACUGCCAACGGUGAGACGUUAACCUGUGACUUUCUGACUACAGGAAGUGUCCCACCCCACUGAGUAACACACUGUCCCCUGGGUAACAGCUCACUAACAAAAUAUAAAAUAUUACCUGUAUAAAAUAUCUGUAAGCAUAAACAUUGUGUUUUAUUUCUACUGCAAAGGACUAGUUUAUGGAUCCAUAAAAAAAUCAAUAAACUACCACAGUCACUUUA
Messenger RNA from Brienomyrus brachyistius, 3153 nucleotides. RefSeq names its product EF-hand calcium binding domain 7 (gene efcab7). Bases 260 to 2512 code for a protein of 750 amino acids. The transcript has 13 exons. The record is from RefSeq and is a predicted model, not a curated record. Lineage: Eukaryota; Metazoa; Chordata; Actinopteri; Osteoglossiformes; Mormyridae. Gene Ontology annotation, molecular function: calcium ion binding.